GAAGCAAAAGCGGCUGGGCUGUUUUCCUCCGGCUUUGGUAGUGUAUGGCUUUGUGAUCUCUAUCCCGAACCUGGGUUUCUGGGGAGAUCAGGGCCACGGGCCGCGGGUACGAGACCACCUGGAGCGGGGCGGCUGCCAUGGCGACGCGGCAGGCGGCUUUCAACCAGGAGGAGAGCGGGCGGCGCGUGCACCGGGAUCCGGCGGCCGCGGAUUCGUCCCCGCCGGUGCUGUUGCUCAGCCACUUCUGCGCCGCUCCCUUCCUCUGCUUUGGGGACGUCCGCGUGGGAGCGUCACGGACGCGGUCUCUGGUCCUGCAAAAUCCGCACGAGGAGCCCCUGCAGGUGGAGCUGUCGCUGCUGCGCGCCGCAGCUCAGGGCUUCAGCGUGGUGCCGAGCCGCUGCGACCUGAAGCCUAAAGAAAAAGUUAUUGUUUCUGUUACCUGGGCACCACUGAAGGAAGGACGAGUAAGGGAGAUUGUGACAUUUCUCGUAAAUGAUUUUCUGAAGCACCAGGCUAUAUUACUGGGAAAUGCAGAAGAGCAUAGAAAGACAAAGAGAAGUCGCUGGAAUACCAUUAAGAAGGUUCCAACCUCUUCAAAACAUAUUAAAAGGACUCCCGAAAGCCACAAUUGUAAUGAAGCAUUUACCAUUUCACAAAAAGUUGGCAGAAUUAGGAGCCCACUGCAGGCCUGUGAAAAUUUGGCUAUGAGUGAACGCUGUUCUCCAACAGAAAACAGUUCUUUAUCCCUUGAAGAAAACAAAAUACCCACUUCAUCUGUUAGCCCUGUUAAAGAAUGCCAGAAUGAAACAUGCUUGUCAAUGCUUUUCCACAGUCCUACUGCCUGUUCAUCUCUGCAUGAAUCCAAAAAUGUACAUUUAAAAGUACAAGAUGCCAGCGUUUCCGAUGAUUGUAACUUUAAUGAGGAAGUCACAAAUCAAACUUUUCUUAAUCCUGUUAGUAUUGGUGAUCAAAGUGAAGGAAAGGGUAAACUUCCUCUUUCCCUCUCCAACUGUUCUUCACCUGUGAAUAUUACACAAAGCCAAAUCAAUUUUCUAAGUCCAGAUUCUUUUGUAAGCAACAGCUAUGCAUCUGAUAAUGGCCUCGGAUUAGUGAGGAAUGUUUUGUCAGAAACAUUUAGGAAAGAUAACUCGGAGUCUUUGUGUUUGGAAUCCCAAAACGUACGUGAAGUUUGCCAAACAAUCAUAAGCCCAGAGUCUUUUUUAAAUGAUAAUUAUGGACUUAAAAAAGCUCUUAAAUCAGAUUCAGUCAAUCCCAUUUUAUCUUCAACACAAUUUUUAAAGGAUAGCAUGGUACACAUAGGCCAGCAAACGUGUAAGUUAUCAACACUAUCAAAUAAAACUUCCCAGGAUUGGAGAAUAAAUGAAGGUUUAGCAUAUAACCUGGAGUGUCUGCCUCCAGAAACUCCCAAAGUUCUUUUUGAAAAACGAACCCCUGAGGAAAUAAAGUCUCAUUACCCUGGUUUUACAAAACAUCCCAAUAUUUCUGAUGCUUCUCUUUGUAACAAGAAUAAGCAACCAAAGAGACGCCCAAUUCUUUCUGCCACUGUUACCAAAAGGAAGCCCACCAAUACCAGAGAAAAGCUACCUGAGAUUGAUAAGCCAAAUGCAAAAAGAUGUCUCAAAGGUCUAGUAGGUAAAUGUGAAGAAGAAAUGGAUAACCUAAAAGAGAAAAGUUGUCAUUCCCACCUUCCAGUUGUAGAGCCAGUGAUAAGUAAACCUCAGGGUUGUAAAAAUGAAGCGACACCUUUAACUACAGUUGCAAUUUCUCGUAAAAGAAAGAGCAGCGGAAACAUGCAAGAUGCAAAUGGAAAGCUAGCUGCUGCAGAACAUGUAGAUGUGUGUGAGAUCAAACGAAUCCACUUUUCUCCUCUUGAAUCUACAUUAUCAACUACUGCAAGAACCAAGAAGAAAGAAACACUCACCUCGAAACAUCUUAGCACCUGGGAGAAAACCAGCCUGGUGAGGAAAACAGAUUCAUUAGUAUUAAGAACGCCUCUUUCUAAAACAAAGAAAAAGACACGACCCAUUGUUGCUGUAGCACAGUCUCAUCUGACCUUCAUAAAGCCAUUAAAAGCAGCUAUUCCUAGACACCCAAUGCCAUUUGCUGCAAGGAACAUGUUCUAUGAUGAACGCUGGAAAGAGAAGCAGGAGCAGGGCUUCACUUGGUGGCUAAAUUAUAUAUUAACACCUGAUGACUUCACUGUAAAAACAAAUGUUUCUGAAGUAAAUGCUGCCACCCUUGUUUUGGGAGUGGAGAACCAACAUAAAGUAAGUGUCCCGAAAGCACCAACCAAAGAUGAAGUUUCUCUCAGAGCUUACACAGCCAGCUGCAGGAUGAAUAGAUUACGCCGUACAGCUUGCUCCUUGUUUACUUCUGAAAAAAUGGUUAAAGCUAUUAAAAAGCUUGAAAUUGAAAUUGAAGUUGGACGGUUAAUUGUACGGAAAGAUAGACACCUCUGGAAAGAUAUUGGACAACGCCAAAAAGUCCUGAAUUGGCUAUUGUCAUAUAAUCCUUUGUGGCUUCGAAUUGGCCUGGAGACAGUUUAUGGUGAACUGAUCCCUCUGGCAGACAACGGUGAUGUCACAGGGUUGGCUAUGUUCAUUCUAAAUCGCUUACUUUGGAAUCCUGAUAUAGCAGCUGAAUAUAGACACCCCACCGUUCCUCUCCUGUUUCGAGAUGGUCAUGAAGCAGCCUUGUCUAAGUUCACUUUGAAAAAAUUAGUAUUGUUAAUCUGUUUCCUUGACUACGCUAAAAUUUCCAGACUUAUUGAUCAUGAUCCUUGUCUCUUUUGUAAAGAUGCAGAAUUCAAGGCUAGUAAAGAACUUCUUCUAGCCUUUUCACGAGAUUUCCUAAAAGGUGAAGGUGACCUUUCUCGUCACCUUAGCCUGUUGGGAUUACCUGUGAGCCACAUCCAGACACCACUUGAUGAAUUUGAUUUUGCUGUUACAAAUCUUGCUGUGGACCUGCAAUGUGGGGUGCGCCUUGUGCGAACCAUGGAACUUCUCACACAGAACUGGAAUCUGUCAAAGAAACUCAGGAUUCCUGCAAUAAGUCGAGUUCAAAAGAUGCACAAUGUUGAUAUUGUUCUUCAGGUUCUUAAAUCGCGAGGGGUUCAACUAACUGAUGAAUAUGGAAACACUAUCUUGUCUAAAGAUAUUGUGGAUAGGCACAGAGAGAAAACACUUGGGUUGCUUUGGAAAAUAGCAUUUGCUUUUCAGGUGGAUAUUUCCCUUAAUUUAGAUCAAUUAAAGGAAGAAAUUGAUUUCCUAACACACACAUACAAUAUAAAAAGAGCAAUGUCUGCCAUGUCAUGCCAUUCUCGAGCUGGUGCUGAUAAGCAAAAGGACAAAAGGAACAGUGGGUCCUUUGAACGCUAUGGUGACAGUGUUAAGUUAUUGAUGGACUGGGUGAAUGCUGUUUGUGCCUUCUAUGAUAAGCAGGUGGAGAAUUUUACAGUGUCCUUCUCAGAUGGCCGUGUGCUGUGCUACCUGAUCCACCACUACCACCCAUGCUAUGUGCCUUUUGAUGCUAUCUGCCAGCGCACUACCCAGUCCGUGGCCUGCGCACAAACUGGUUCAGUGGUGUUAAAUUCUUCAUCUGAAUCCGAUGGAGGUUGUCUGGAUCUGUCUCUUGAAGCACUUGAUCAUGAAAACACUCCAGAACUAUACAAAGAACUUCUAGAAAAUGAAAAGAAAAAUUUCCAUUUGGUGAGAUCUGCAGUUAGAGAUCUUGGAGGAAUACCUGCUAUGAUUCAUCAUUCAGACAUGUCAAACACAAUUCCAGACGAAAAGGUGGUCAUUACCUAUUUGUCAUUUCUUUGUGCAAGACUUUUGGAUCUCCGUAAGGAAAUAAGAGCUGCCCGACUUAUACAGACAACUUGGAGAAAACAUAAACUAAAACGAGACCUAAAACACCAUCAGGAAAGAAAUAAAGCUGCUAGAAUUAUUCAGUCAGUUGUUCUCAGUUUUCUAACCAGACGAAGACUGCAAAAACAGGCCAAUGCAGCUCUAGUUAUUCAAAAAUGUUGGCGAAGAGUUUCAGCACAAAGACAAUUGCUAAUGCUGAAAAAAGAAAAACUGGCCAAACUUCAAAGUAAAUCAGCAUCACUUAUUCAGGCCUAUUGGAGAAGAUACUCCGCCAGAAAAUGGUUUCUGAAGUUGAAGUACUACUCAGUCAUCCUACAGUCUAGGAUAAGAAUGAAAAUUGCUCUUGCAGCUUACAAACGAUAUCUUUGGGCCACAGUUACUAUUCAGAGGCAUUGGCGUGCGUGCUUAAGAAGAGACCAAGAUCAACAAAGAUUUAAGAUGCUGAAAUCUUCAACCCUUGUCAUCCAGUGUAUGUUCAGAAGAUGGAAGCGACGCAAGCUGCAGUUACAAACUCAAGCGGCAGUAACAUUGCAGCGAGCUUUCAGAGAGUGGCAUCUCAGGAAACAAGCAAGAGAAAGAUCCGCUGUUGUGAUACAGUCAUGGUAUAGAAGGCACAGGCAAGUGCAGAAAUAUACUCGUAUUAGAUCUUGUGUUGUAGCCAUUCAGAGAAGAUUUCGGUGCUUUCAAGCCCAAAAGCUAUACAAGAAACGGAAGGACGCCGUCCUGACUCUCCAGAAGUACUACAGGGCAUACCGGAAGGGGAAGCUAGCACGCACUGACUAUCUUCAGAAACAAGCUGCCGCCAUUCGACUGCAGGCUGCAUUCAGGAGGAUGAAGGCUCGUAAUUCACACAGGCAAAUUCGAGCUGCCUGUGUUCUUCAGUCCUAUUGGAGAAUGAGACAGGAAAGAGUUCGAUUUUUAAACCUGAAAAAGAUGGUUAUCAGAUUGCAAGCACACGUAAGAAGGCAUCAACAGUUGCAGAAAUAUAAGAGAGUAAAGGAAGCAGCUAUCAUAAUUCAGACUCGUUUCCGAGCUUCCAUCUCAGCCAGGAAGGCUCUAGCAUCUUAUCAAAAAACACGGUCUUCAGUCAUCGUUCUACAGUCUGCAUAUAGAGGGAUGCAAGCCAGGAAAAUGUUUACUCAUACUUUAAAGUCUGUUAUAAAGAUUCAGUCAUAUUAUCGGGCUUAUAUAUCCAGAAAGAAAUUUCAGAGCUUCAGAAAGGCCAUCAUAAAGCUGCAGUCCCUUGUCAGAAUGAAACACACACGUAAGCAGUAUUUACAUUUAAGAGCGGCUGCACUCUUUAUCCAGCAGUGGUACCGUUCCCAAAAGCUGGCUGCACAGAAGAGAAAAGAAUACUUGCAGGUGCGUGAAUCCUGUGUCAAACUGCAAGCAUAUGUUAGGGGAUGCCUGGUCCGAAGGCAGAUGAGGAUGCAAAGCAAAGCUGCCAUUUCGCUGCAGUCUUACUUCAGAAUGAGGAAAACGAGGCAGCGCUACCUGAAGAUGUACAAGGCGGCUGUUGUCCUUCAGACUUUCUACCGUGCCUACAAAGCCCAGGUCAGUGAAAGGCAGAAAUACUUGCAGGUCAGAGGAGCAGCUGUUUGUUUACAGGCAGCUUUCAGAGGCCACCGAGUACGCCAGAUAAUCAGGCAACAGUCCACAGCUGCCGUUACCAUUCAGAGGGCUUUCAGAGGCUACAGUCAGAGGGUGAAAUUCCAAACUGUGCUCCAGUCUGCUGUGAAGAUUCAGAGAUGGUACAGGGCACGCAAGAUUGCUUGUGAUGUGCGAACCCAAUUUCUCACGACGCGAAUGGCUGCGCUUUCCCUCCAGUCCGCCUACCGUGGCUGGAGAGUUCGGCAGCGGCUCAGGCGGGAGCAUGAGGCUGCAGUGAAGAUCCAGUCUGUGUUUAGAAUGUUCCUGGCCCUGAGACGGUUCAGACUGCUGAGAACAGCAGCGAUAGUCAUCCAGCAGCAUGUCAGGGCAUGGGCUGCAGGAAAGAGGCAGCGCUUGGAGUACCUGGAACUCCGUCGUGCUGCUCUGGUGUUUCAGGCUACAUGGAAAGGAAAGACCCUGAGAAGACAGAUCGCGCGGCAGCACGAAUGCGCUGCCCUCAUACAGUCUUAUUACAGAAUGCACGUCCAGCGGAGGAAGUGGAGGAUCAUGAGAACAGCCGCUCUUCAGAUCCAGGUGUUUUACAGGACUUACAAAGCUGGACAGGAACAGCGCUGUUUAUAUUUGGAAACAAAAGCAGCUAUAGUAAUUUUACAGUCAGCUUACCGUGGUAUGAAAGUGAGAAAGCGACUAAAGGAAUGCAACAAAGCAGCAGUCACUCUACAGUCUAAGUUUAGAGCCUACAGAGCCCAAAGGAAUUACACAAACUACAGAACCUCAGCUGUGAUAAUUCAGAGAUGGUAUCGGAAUCUUCAAAUUACAGCCCAGCAGCGUCGGGACUAUCUUAACUUAAAGAAAGCAGCAGUUAAAGUUCAGGCUGUGUACAGAGGCGUUAGAGUAAGAAGACACAUCCAACACAUGCACGUGGCAGCCACACUUAUUAAAGCCAUGUUUAAGAUGCAUCGGUCGAGAGUCAGAUACCACGGGAUGAGAAGAGCAGCUGUUGUAAUUCAAAGGAGAUACAGAGUGUAUCGUCUAGGUAAAAUUCAGCGUGAAAAGUACCUGUCAACUCUGCAGGCUGUUAGAACUCUUCAGGCAGGUGUCAGAGGAGCGCAAGUCCGGCAGACUGUAAGAGAGAUGCGGGUCGCGGCCAUACUCAUUCAGUCGCACUUUAGAAGAUACAGACAGCAAACUUACUUUCAUAGGUUAAGGAAGGUGACAAAAAUGGUGCAGCAGAGAUUCCGAGCAGUGAGAGAAAGGAACAUUCAGCGUCACAACUACCAUAUACUGAGACGCUCUGUAAUACUUAUUCAGGCUGCCUUUAGGGGACUGAGAGCUAGGAGACAUCUGAAAGCUAUGCACGAGGCUGCCACUCUCAUUCAGAGGAGAUACAGAACUCUCCUCGUGAGAAGAAAAUUCCUCUCUCUCAGGAAAAGUGUUAUUUGGGUCCAGAGACAAUUCCGUGCAAAUCUUCACACCAAGUGUCGCCGACAGUUUCUGUUGGAAAAGGCAGUUGUUAAGAUCCAGUCAUCAUACAGAGGAUGGGUGGUGAGGAAAAGGAUGGAGAAGAUGCACAGGGCUGCCACUGUCAUCCAGGCCACCUUCAGGAUGCACCGAGCCUGCGUGAGGUACCAGGGUCUGAAGCAGGCCUCGGCUGUGAUCCAGAAGCAAUACCAAGCACAUGCAGCUGCAAAACUACAGAGGCAGCUUUUCGUCAGACAGAGACAUGCUGCUGUGACCCUUCAGGCUGCCUUUAGGGGGAUGAAAGCCAGACGUCAGCUGAAGACUAUGCACUCUUCUGCCACCCUUAUUCAGAGGAACUUUAGAGCUUUAGUAGUAAGGAGGAGAUUCAUUGCCCUCAGAAAAGCUGCCCUGUUUGUUCAGAGGAAAUACCGAGCCACGGUUGACACCAAGCAUAAAUUGUACCACUUCUUGCAGUUACGGAAGGCAGCCAUUACAAUACAGUCAUCUUAUCGAAGACUAGUGGUAAAAAAGAAGUUACAAGAAAUGCACAGGGCUGCAGUCCUUAUCCAGGCUACUUUUAGAAUGCACAGGACAUAUGUUAGGUUUCACACUUGGAAACGUGCCUCGAUCAUAAUUCAACAGCAUUAUCGAAUGUACAGAACUAUGAAAUUACAAAGAGAAAAACUUAUGGGACGUAUUGGACAGUGGGAUUCUGCUGUGGCUGCACAUAGAGGAAUAAAAGCAAGCUGGCGUUUCAAAGAAAAACACAGUGCUGCUGUCAUAAUACAAAGCACAUAUAGGAUGCAUAGGCAGCGCCGUUUCUACCAGCAGCUUCGGUGGGCAGCAAACAUAAUACAAGAAAAAUAUCGAGCAAAUAAAAAGAGACAGCAAGCUCUUCUGCUCCAUGCGUGUAAGGAAGAAACAACUCUUAUGCAAAUGCAUCUUCAGGAUUUGAACACUACAAAACAAAUUCAGGACCAGCAUGAGGCUGCCGUGAUUAUUCAGAAGCAUUUUAGAGCCUUUAAAGCAAGGAGGCAUGCAGAGUGUGAAAGAGGCUUCCAGGCUGGAUUGAGGAAGUCUAAAGCUAAGAAAUACUUAUCCAAAGUGGAAGCUGCCUGCAGGAUUCAAGCCUGGUAUAGGUGUUGGAAAGCACGCAAGAGAUACCUAGCUUUAGUAAAAGCUGCUAAAAUUAUUCAAGGAUACUUCUGUGCCAAGAUGGAGAGAAUGAGGUUCUUGAAGAUGAGAGCAUCAGCAAUUAUAAUCCAGAGAAAAUGGAGAUCUACACUGUCUGCAAGAGAAGCUCGUGAAAAGUUGAUUUUAAAAGUUUCAGAAAAGAAAGCCAAAAUUCGACUUCUCCACUUUACAGCGGCUGCAUACUGUCACAUGUGUGCGCUUAGAAUCCAGCGAGCGUACAGAAUCCAUGUGGCUGUGAGGAAUGCACAGGAACACAUUAAUUCAGUCAUCUCUAUUCAGAGAUGGUUUCGAAGAAGAUUACAACAAAGGAAGUGUAUUGAACAGUAUCAUAAGAUCAUAAAAACUGACCAUGAAGUUCAAGAAUGUCGGCACCAGCAGAGUAGGGCUGCCUCAGUGAUACAGAAGGCAAUACGCCACUUUCUCCUGUGCAGAAGACAGGAAAAAAUCAAUAGCAGUGCCAUUAAAAUUCAGGCAUGGUGGAGAGGCUAUUCUUGGAGGAAGAAAAAUGAUGGCACAAAAAUUAAAGCUAUCCGCCUAAGCCUUAGAGCUGUCAAUAGGAACGUUGAGGAGGAGAACAAGCUCUACAGAAGAACUGAGCGUGCCCUUCAUCACCUACUGACGUACAAGCACUUGUCUGCCAUUCUGGAUGCUCUGAAGCACCUGGAGGUCGUUACCAGAUUAUCUCCACUUUGCUGUGAGAACAUGGCUGAAAGUGGAGCAGUUUCUACAAUCUUUGUUGUAAUCCGAAGUUGUAAUCGAAGUGUUCCUUGUAUGGAAGUUGUUGGAUAUGCUGUUCAAGUACUGCUGAACGUAGCAAAGUAUGAGAAGACAAUCUCAGCAGUUUAUGAUGCUGAAAACUGUGUGGACACGCUGCUGGAACUUUUGCAAGUGUACCGAGAGAAGCCUGGUGACAGACUUGCCGAGAAGAGUGCGACCAUUUUCACAAGAACUUGCUGCUUAUUAGCUGUGCUGUUGAAGACAGAACAUUGUGCUUCUGAUGUACAAAGCAGAUCAAAAGUUAUCGAUCGUAUUUAUCGCCUCUACAAACUUAUAGUUCCUAAGAAUAAAGUGAAUAUGGAAGGGUUACUUGAUAAGCAGAAGCAGAAUUCCUGUAUAGACUUUCCUUGUAUACCAGAAAGAUCUGUGAAGACCAGACUAGUUUCAAGAUUUAAGCCACAGUGGGUUUUGAGGCGUGAUAAUAUGGAAGAAAUCACAAAUUCAUUGCAAGCUAUUCAACUGGUGAUGGAUACCCUUGGCAUUCCUUAUCAGUAAAUGGAAACAUUUUCAGUGUAGGACUGUAAAUAAUUACGCCAAUCAUGGAUACUUGGAGCAGCUUUUACUUUCAGUGUAAACUUUUGAAUAUGACUUUGUAUAAAAUAAAAAUAUGUAUUACAAGUGUUUAUUAAA
Mesocricetus auratus (golden hamster) is the source of this 9560-nucleotide messenger RNA. It is a transcript of the gene Aspm, whose product is annotated as assembly factor for spindle microtubules. The transcript is spliced from 27 exons. Gene Ontology annotation, molecular function: protein binding. The coding region runs from base 138 to 9425 and encodes 3095 amino acids. The record is from RefSeq and is a predicted model, not a curated record. Lineage: Eukaryota; Metazoa; Chordata; Mammalia; Rodentia; Cricetidae.